GAGCCUCAGAAAGAUCUGCAUCAAUGGAGACGACCCUCUCCACGAGCAAGGGCACUUUCCUCUCAAUUUUGACCUGCCUCACCUUCGUUCCCUCAAAGUAUUCCGUUUCAAGUUCUCAGAAGCGAAGACAUUAUUUCGACCCUCAUUACGCAAGCUUGUGCUCGAUGCGACCGAGUAUCCGCCUCUACGCGAAGUGUCGGAGUGCAUACGAGAGCUACCUCCUUAGACCUGCUUGCAUUCGACUCCUAUGAUAGCGAUGCUAAGUAUCCAAAGGACUACGAACCUGUCGCUUUGAAUCAUUUGCGAUGGUUACAUAUCGAUGGCAGCCAUCACUACGCUCGGUUCCUGGAUAACCUCGAGGUCGCACCAGGAGCAUCGGUGUUCUUUGAAAUGGCGACUGUCGGCCUGUUGAGUGGAGUCGAAGCCGACGACAUCGAUAUGAUGACUUACCGUGCUGUAAUGUUCUGUGGUCUACCAAAUUACGAUCUGAAGCUGCCCCCGUCCCGUAUGCUGCGAUCUAUGGUUGUUCAGGUCAACCCGGCGGAUGAAGGAGUGAUAAUAGAGAUACGAGGCUGGGAUGUUGUCUUUCCUCAUGACGAAUUCGCAUUGGCAAUUGGACGGCCUCAUUCACUCCCCCGACCAUUUCUUCAUCUCAAUCUCGCAAGUGCCUUUAUGCAUAACGACGUGGAAGGGCUAAUGCAUACCACUCGACACUUCGAUUUCCAGGAGCUCCAAACGUUGCUUUUCGUUUUCAACUCGGAAAGUCGUGUGUACAACCGUAUAGGGCAUGAAUUAGCAGACAUAUUCGAUACUGACAGUAUCGAAACACUUAUCGUGCCAGAUUGACAUACAGGAGAAUUGGCUGCCCUGAUCACAACAGGUGACUGUGACGUUUCCAUCCAUUCUCCGGAUGACCCAUCGCCUUCUGAAUUUACGCCAAUGCCAUUUCCGCGUCUCAACACCCUGGUCACCUACCGUCUACGAUGGGGCGAUGAUGAUGAAGGCAUCAGUCCCUCACCGCUACCACUUUCCACGGCUCUGAAGUAUCGGGCCAAGCACAAUGUUGGGAUAGAGACCAUAUGCCUUCGUGGUUGUGUAUCAGACGUCAAUAGGGAGGACCUCGAAGAAGCGAUGGCGGU
Messenger RNA from Somion occarium, 1139 nucleotides. The record is from the annotation of a GenBank genome assembly. NCBI's taxonomy places the organism in Eukaryota, Fungi, Basidiomycota, Agaricomycetes, Polyporales, Cerrenaceae.